Molecule: messenger RNA, 541 nt
Organism: Procambarus clarkii (red swamp crayfish)
Lineage: Eukaryota; Metazoa; Arthropoda; Malacostraca; Decapoda; Cambaridae
Source: RefSeq, a predicted model, not a curated record
AUCCGAGAACUGCACAGAAAUUGUGUGUCUGACGAACUGCAAAUGGAACAAUACUGGCAUUGCGGCUGCAAACUGCACUACAACCACCAAUGCCCCAACAACCACCAAUACCCCAACAACCACCAAUGCCCCAACAACCACCAAUGCCCCAACAACCACCAAUGCCCCAACAACCACCAAUGCCCCAACAACCACCAAUGCCCCAACAAUCACCAAUGCCCCAACAACCACCAAUGCCCCAACAACCACCAAUGCCCCAAAAACCACCAAUGCCCCAAAAACCACCAAUGCCCCAACAACCACCAAUGCCCCAAAAACCACCAAUGCCCCAAAAACCACCAAUGCCCCAAAAACCACCAAUGCCCCAAAAACCACCAAUGCCCCAAAAACCACCAAUGCCCCAAAAACCACCAAUGCCCCCAAAACCACCAAUGCCCCAACAACCACCAAUGCCCCAACAACCACCAAUGGGAUGAUGGCGGUGACGGCAGAGCAUCCAGGUCAUCCAGAACAGGUCUUACUGCAAGACCACGUCGACUAU